This is a messenger RNA of Alternaria conjuncta, 735 nucleotides long. RefSeq lists its product as uncharacterized. NCBI's taxonomy places the organism in Eukaryota, Fungi, Ascomycota, Dothideomycetes, Pleosporales, Pleosporaceae. The record is from RefSeq and is a predicted model, not a curated record. The coding region runs from base 1 to 735 and encodes 244 amino acids. The transcript has 2 exons.
AUGGGCGCUAAACGCGUGUCCAAGCAGAGCCCGAAGAGAUCUCACGAAGAAGUGGAUGAUGACGACGAAGAGCCCGCCUUCGGUACACCGCCUCCCAAACGCGCAGCCAGGAGCACAAGCUCAGCAACAAAAGCCAAGACUACAAAAAAGAAGACGCCUGCUCCAAAGAAGCCUGCGCCCAAAAAGCCGGCCCCGAAGAAAGCAGCAGCCAAGAAACCCGCUCCUGCAGCGACACCCAGCUCACGCCCCUCGCGCAACCGUAAAGCACCAGAGCGGUUUGAGGAGUUUGAGGAAAAGCCCACUCCCAAAGCUGCCCCGACCAAGAAGGGACCAAGCAAAGUCUUCGACCCAAUCUACAUCACCACCAACUCCUCCAGCCGUCUAGUCAAAGCAGACAUCUACCACAUGCUUCUUGAAGGACCGGCCUGGACCAACCUCAGCCCAGAGCAGCAAACUACACUCAUCUCCAUGCUUCCCGAGAAUACUACGCACCAAGCUCUCCUCGCCAAGAUCAGCACCGGCAACACAGAAGACACACGACCUUCAGCCUUUACGCUGGCAAACAACUGCUUCCGUACCGAUGUCGCCAAGUUCCAGGAAGAUCUCAAGAAUGGUCACUUGGCGAAGACGUGGCAGGCGGCUGCUGAGCAGGCUGUGAUUGAGCGUGCGGCGGGAGAGUACGAUGAGUGGAAGGCGGCGGAGGCGGAAUCGUGGUGGGGGCAGAAGAGCAAGUGA